CACUUUAGAAUCACAUCUGCUGACAAAUAAAGGACUUUAAAACUAAGCUUUAACGAAAUACUGAGCACCAACAUACGAAAUUGACAUAGUUUUAAAGUAACAAUACAGUGAAAACACACCACGCCUAAACGGACAACAUUAUUGUUUAGUGUCAUCAGUUUUUGUUGUUGUUUAUGUAGUUGGUCGUGUCUAGUGGUCAGUUCACCGAACGCGCAAUCUGUUGAUGCUGUGAAGAAAACCCGUUCCUCCUCACGGCUGUUGUUCAUCUGGAGAGGUCAUGGGUAUCGGCGACCCUCUCGAGAUCUCAGGCGGCGAGCUGGUUCAUAUCUUGCGGACUCCGUCCGAGCUCUUCGCGUCCGGGGGAUGCAUCGUGCUGGACUGCCGGCCGUUCCUCGCCUUCUCCCGAGCGCACGUCCUCGAGUCCCGCAACGUCAACUGGAACUCCAUGCUGAGACGGAGGUCCAAGAGCUCCGUGGUGUGUCUCGAGUGGCUGGUGGCGGACAAGUCGCUGCUGGCCCAGCUGCGGAACGGGGACUUCUCUCCGGUGGUGGUCCUGGACGACAGCAGUCGCUCGGUCAGAGAGCUGAAGAGCGAGAGCCUGGCCAGUCUCCUCCUCAGCGCCCUUCAGUCCGAGGUCCAGUCUGCCUCGACGCACAUCUGCUUCUUACAAGGUGGAUUUGACGGGUUCUUCGGCCUUUAUCCAGAGCUCUGCUUCAGCCCUCCUGUCAUGUGCUCAAAUCAUCCUGCUCUCAGUGACUCAGAGCCCGUGGUUUCCGGCAGAAAGACUCCUCUCUACGACCAGGGUGGUCCAGUUGAAAUCCUCCCCUUCCUCUUCCUGGGCAGUGCCCAUCACUCCUCCAGACGGGAGACUCUGGAGCGCUGCGGGAUCACGGCCGUGCUCAACGUUUCCUCUUCCUGUCCCAACCUGUUCGAGGAGGAACUUCAGUACAAAACUCUGAAGGUGGAGGACAGCUUGGCCGCAGACAUACGCGUCCUGUUUCCAGAGGCCAUCCACUUUAUUGAUUCGAUAAAAGAGAGCGGAGGUCGAGUGCUGGUCCACUGUCAGGCAGGAAUCUCCCGGUCGGCCACCAUCUGCCUGGCGUACCUCAUUCACGCUCGACGGGUGAGUCUGGACGAGGCCUUCGACUUCGUUAAACGCCGCCGCCAAGUCAUCUCACCCAACUUAGCCUUCAUGGGCCAACUUCUUCAGUUCGAGACGGACGUUUUGUGCCCCUACACCGUACUAGACAGAGAAAACAGCGGCACUGCGUUUUGAACUCUAACAUCUCGAACUGGCUCCACUAACUUUCAGAAAACAGAUCUACUGGCCACAAGAUCUGCAAAGGUGCUUUCAGGAAGUCCUAGUUCGAUGCUGUAGGACAAACUAGAGACACGGGACUUUUAAAUAAGGCAUAUCGGCCUCUAAAAUACACCGUGGCAUUACUCAGCUUGUUUGGGUAAUAGAUGGCAUCAGCCGGCUGCCUGCUCUCGACUGUUUAUGGCAAUACAAAGUGUUGUUUCCGAACAACAACGGCGUCUCUGACACACUUCUACACCCCGCAGGCCUCAUGGAAAGUGUACUGAUCUCAUGUCUUUGUGACAUUGUGCUACUGAGAUCUUAUAACGUUGACCUGAGAUAACGUGUGUAUUUGUAAUGAAACAGAGCAACACUUAGCCAGAAAUGGGUAAUAAAGCAUUUGGCUUUGGCUUAAAAAAGCGCUAAUAUACGUUUAGGAUGUAUGUGUGCGGAUGGUCAUACCGUGGAAGUGUGUUGCAUCAGUCUAUGUUCUACUUGACUGAUGCCGUGACCAUAUAAGGCUGUGACGUGUGGUUCGUCUUCUGUCUGCUAAAUGUCAAGUUUUUCCAUGAAGUUACUGUCUAAUUGUCAGUCUCAAGUUUUAAAGGGCAAAGACCUGACGAACUGUGAUCUCGGGCGGUUUUAAAAGCAAGUUUGAUUGUGUCAUGCUAGGCACUAAGGCCGUUUUGUAAUUUAUUAUUUCUUUUUAAUAUGAAGCGUAAUUUUAUGUCCUUCCUUUUUUUUUUUUUUUUUUUUGCGAAUAUUUAUUUGUACAUAUUUUCAUUCGAGCAAUGCACUUUAAAUUUGAUCUGUUUGAUAAUAAGAUCUUUUGUAAGCUGUGUGGUUCACUUAUUUCGAAAUGUGAAUAAAAUGAUGGAUUCGUUUUUAAAUGCA
Molecule: messenger RNA, 2191 nt
Organism: Puntigrus tetrazona (Sumatra barb)
Lineage: Eukaryota; Metazoa; Chordata; Actinopteri; Cypriniformes; Cyprinidae
Gene: dusp2
Product: dual specificity phosphatase 2
Exons: 4
Coding region: 278-1276 (332 amino acids)
Biological process (GO): endoderm formation; protein dephosphorylation; negative regulation of MAPK cascade
Cellular component (GO): nucleus; cytoplasm
Molecular function (GO): protein tyrosine/threonine phosphatase activity; MAP kinase tyrosine/serine/threonine phosphatase activity
Source: RefSeq, a predicted model, not a curated record